CCCACCAUAUUGGGUAGGCCCAAAUAGGAGUUAGUUAACUUCAGCCCAAAUAAUGGGACUAUGUGGAGAAAUGAGUUACUAUUAAUAGUGUAAUAGGAGUAUUUUGUGAGUUAUGUGAAUUGUGAAGUUUGUUAUUCUCUCCCUCUGAACUCUCUAUGUUCACAUCUUGUAUCCUUCCACUCACUAGAGUUGGAUUUAAUUUCCAGAAAAUUCAAUACAAUUUCCCUUGUCUUUAUCCUUUCAAUUUUACACUUGUUACAUUGGUGCUUUCAUUGUCACCAUGGCAGAGCAUAGAUUGAUGAGUGAUGCUCAAUUUAAAGAAAGGGUAGAACGCCGCAAUAAGCGAUUAGAUCGAAUUGAUUUCUUAUUGGAAGCGUUACUCCAAAAGCAAAAUGAUUCGAAGAGCUCUUUCCGUGGUGCGAUGAACUCAUCUCAGGAGACCCUACGACAACCAUUCCGUUCUAAUCACAUAUCCCAUGUUGCUGAAUCGUCAAGAAAAUUUAAACAGCGCAUGGCAGAAUUGUCACGAGAAAAUCCAAUUGCAAAACCGUCGACGCCAUAUUUGGACAGCUUGGUUGCAAAUUUGCCUAUAAUUGCUGCCGAUAUCGACAAAUCAUCUACUGCUAAUGCGCAGAGGAAUAAAGAAAUCCCACGAGCAAAUGAGUUUAUGGUUCAAAGUGAACCAAAAUCCAUGGUGAAUACAAUCGGUGAUUGCAUCGGGAAAAUCGUAGAAUCGCCGUUGAACAAAGCUCUUCCAGUUACGACAAUCUUUUCCUCUUCCCAGGACUUGAUUUCCACGCAUUUCUUCCCUAAUGAAGACUCUGCAAUAUCUGACUCAGAGCAUGCCGAUGCCAUCAACAAGGAUGUUGUGAGAAAUCAAGGUUUGUCUUUGCACUGUGAAAUUCCUCCUGCGUUGCAUUUUAUGAGUAUAGGGAAUAAACAAGCUAGUUGUCUGGAACCUAAGUUUCAAUUGCACUGUGAUAAAAUUUUGGAGGAGAACACAGUGGUGUCAUUGACUGCCUCAAUUCAAACAUGCCUAUCUUAUGUUCGACAAAAUGUCCCAACACAUUCACCACCACCAAAACCACCAGAUUGUGCAUUAUUGAACCCUCAACUAUCACUUGAACCACCUAAUGGUGUAGCCGUUGAGAACCACUUAAUGUUUCCACCGUCGCCAAAACCUGGUGGUCACAAAUUUCAAUCGACCCAAGGGGAAUUGCAAGUGAAGCGAGCAACCGCUGUUCUUCCACCACCUCCUGAGCCUCCCGACAUAGAACACAUAAUGGUGGUUUUGCAGGAAUUUGUUACACUUACAUUUCCCAAAUUGAUUGGCUUUAGGAGCUUUUAUCGAAAUAGAUAUAGUGUGACUGGUUUGAUAUCUGUGAGCUUGAGCAUCUUGUCUCAACUUGUGGUUAUUAAUGUUUUUGACAACAAUCUUUAUACCAUGGUUUCCAUCUUAUCAACAAUGAAGUUACUGUCAGAUGCUAGUUAUGCUCUUACUUGCUCUGUUGGUCUGAAGGUCACAACACAAAUGAUGCUCUCACUUUCUCGCAAUGUCACAAUGAGUCUACUGCUGAAACCACGCGAGGAUGUGUUUGCUGCUCGGGUUGCUUUGGAAACGAAUAUGCCAUCACCAGACUAUGUUAUUAGUAUGCUACCUCUGCUUGGGCCUCCUCUCAUAGAUGAGGGCAAGGAUUAUGACAUGAAACAGUCGAAUCCUUGUAAUUUGUUUUCUACUUCACCACAUUGUAGAAGCCAUGUGUUUAUGCAUAAUAAGAGAGUGCCGCCAAAAUCACACUGUGGAAUUUUUCAAAUAUAUCAGUGUGUUGUUGCUGAUAAAUAUCUUGAAUUUUCUCACAUUUGUGGAGUGAAGUUUCCCUUUAAACUCCGGAAUGGAAAUUGGGUUUAUGGCUUUCUUGCGUGGUUUACAUAUACCCAUAACUUGUUGUCUCUUGCUAGUGGUACAGAGAAAGGGACAUAUCAUAUUUGUUAUUGUCUGCAACUUCUACCUUGUCAUAAGAAUGUUAAUAUUGGGUUCUAUUUGUUCCCAAAAUGCACAAAGUGUCACAGUUGUGGAUCUAACAUUUCUCGAAGUGGUGUGAAAUGGUUUUUGGGAUACACUUAUCAAUAUGCAUGUGGUGAAUGGUUUAUAAAAGGAAACUAUUGUAUUGUUGUUGAAAAGACUCGCAGGGACUUAGAACAACAGCAAAUUUGCCAAGGAGUGGAUUCUUGAGAUGUUUGCAAAUACUUGGUUUUGUUUUAAUCAUAAAUGCACCGCACUUUGGAAUGGUCAUGAACAGGGUAUUAGUGAGGCAUAUCUUCCAGCAAUAUAUUACACACCUAAGGAUCAGCUAGUUAUUCACAAAAAUCAUUUUACUGAUUUGUUUCUUGGCAAUCUUGCCAUUGUUUUUUCCAUCAUGUUGAUGAGGAUAGAUGGUGGACAUUUGAGAAACUAUACAGCAGUUAUGUGGUCACCAUUCAAACAAUGGGAUCCGGGUAAAAUUUGUGUUAUGAGCAAUUUUUACAACCUUGAGGACAAGGUUGAUUUUAAAGGGGAAGGUAUUGUAAUGAACCCACCAUAUUGGGUAGGCCCAAAUAGGAGUUAGUUAACUUCAGCCCAAAUAAUGGGACUAUGUGGAGAAAUGAGUUACUAUUAAUAGUGUAAUAGGAGUAUUUUGUGAGUUAUGUGAAUUGUGAAGUUUGUUAUUCUCUCCCUGUGAACUCUCUAUGUUCACAUCUUGUAUCCUUCCACUCACUAGAGUUGGAUUUAAUUUCCAGAAAAUUCAAUACAAUUUCCCUUGUCUUUAUCCUUUCAAUUU
Molecule: messenger RNA, 2819 nt
Organism: Trifolium pratense (red clover)
Lineage: Eukaryota; Viridiplantae; Streptophyta; Magnoliopsida; Fabales; Fabaceae
Exons: 2
Coding region: 281-2233 (650 amino acids)
Source: RefSeq, a predicted model, not a curated record